AUGCGGUCUUCAGUCUGUGUCUUCGCUCUACUCAGCGGAAUUCUCCCUGCGGCGCUGGCAGUGGUACUUGCGGACCCGAAUCUGAUGAUCAAUGGCAUCACAUUCCCGACUCGAGCCCACUGGAUGCGCCUGGCAAACGAAGCACUAGGCGAGAUAAGUGGCUCUCCUUGUCCCUUUGCCGCCUUCGGAACGGUCAUCGUCAACCAUACGGCCUCCGAAGCAGGCAAACUCAUUUGCAUGGGCGUCAAUGAGAAUGGAAAUACCGGCAAUCCUUCUCUCCACGGAGAAAUUGCGGCCAUCAAGAAUUGCACGUCGAUUCUAACUGACCCCCAUGGCAAGUUCCGUAUGAGCGCGUCCGAGGCACAAGAUGCGUUCGCCGACCUAACGCUGUACACAAAUGCUGAGAGCUGUCCUAUGUGUGCCUCUGCAAUUCGCUGGGCAGGGUUCCGAGAAUAUGUCUACGGAACGUCGAUCGAUACACUAAUCCAAAAUGGCUGGGGUCAGAUCCGUAUUUCUUCAUUUGACGUCUUUGAGGCCUCUUUCGACCUUCCGAGUCACGCGCGAUUAAUGGGCAAUGUUCUCACCAAUGAGACCGAUCCCUAUUUCUUGUGGCAGUACGAUCCGAGCUACCCGUGCCCCCAUGGUUGUUCACGAACGAGGGAUGGGACAAGUUGCAAGGCUUCUUCGAAGUAG
This is a messenger RNA of Penicillium daleae, 693 nucleotides long. RefSeq names its product nucleoside deaminase. Gene Ontology annotation, molecular function: guanosine deaminase activity. Lineage: Eukaryota; Fungi; Ascomycota; Eurotiomycetes; Eurotiales; Aspergillaceae. Gene Ontology annotation, biological process: purine nucleoside catabolic process. Bases 1 to 693 code for a protein of 230 amino acids. The record is from RefSeq and is a predicted model, not a curated record. The transcript has 3 exons.